CUCAGCGACGCCAGAUCGCGCAACCACGAGUAUUGACGCGCGCAUGCUGGAGUCAGAUAAGCUCUACGCCACCAACAGUGUUUGUGUUGGUCGCGCGUUUUGUUCCUGUUCCUCGAUGCCGCGCGUUCGGUGAGCGAAGCGCGGUGCGGGUGCUAAACUCGUUCUGAGGCGGGAAGGAGCAUGGCACGACUGCCGUGAGUAAACAUGACGAUAGCAGGGGUGGUCAUGACGCUGUGGGAUGUGGUGGUGCUCCAGAGAGAGCCAUAAAGAGGAUGGCGCUGAGGCAUAUCCUCCCAUCCGACCGCUCACUCGACUCUACAACGACCUCAAGCUUCGUCCACCCGACUGUGACUCGAUCAAGACACUCGACCCCGCCGCAAUACCAGCAUGCUCCUCUCCAAUCUCGCGCUUCUCUCACUUGUUCCCGCUGCCUUCGCUGACUGGGGCAACCUCUGCUCGAGCGAUCGCAAGGCCAAGGUCCUCAUCGGCAACGGGCAGGCUGGCGUGAGCGGCGAGCUCAUCUUCUUUCAGCGCGCAUGGUCUGACGUCGUGACUCUGACCGGCCAAAUCUCGGGAGCUACACCCGGCCUGCACGGCAUGCACGUACACCAGUUCGGCGACCUGAGCCAGGGAUGCAACUCGACGGGGGUGCACUGGAACCCGCUGAACCGGAACCACGGCGCACCCGAAGACCGCAACCGUCACAUGGGCGACAUGGGCAACUUUGAGGCCGGAGCCGACGGGGUUAUCAACGUGAAUCACGUUGACCGCCGCAUGAGCCUGUGCGGCCGCUACUCCAUUAUGGGGCGGGCCAUCAACAUUCAUGUGGGCACCGACGACCUCGGACGUGGUGGGCAUGAGCUGUCUCUCCAGACCGGCAACGCCGGUGGGCGCCUGGCUUGCGGCGUCAUCGGUGCGGUCGACCCGGCUACGUAGGCACUGUACAGUAUAAUGAGAG
Cutaneotrichosporon oleaginosum is the source of this 958-nucleotide messenger RNA. RefSeq lists its product as uncharacterized. Gene Ontology annotation, molecular function: copper ion binding. Gene Ontology annotation, biological process: superoxide metabolic process. NCBI's taxonomy places the organism in Eukaryota, Fungi, Basidiomycota, Tremellomycetes, Trichosporonales, Trichosporonaceae. The record is from RefSeq and is a predicted model, not a curated record.